CUAGUUCCGAACUCCUUUUGGAAGCUCUGGCAGGGAGGAUGAUACAGUCAGACAAAGGAGCAGAUCCACCAGACCGGGACAGGAAGCUCUCCACUGCAACCCAGCCACGUAAUGGCCUCUCCCAAAUCUUGAGGCAUGUGCUGCAGGAGCUGAGCCUGUUCUAUAGCCGAGAUGUGAACGGAGUGUGCCUCCUGUACGACCUGCUGCACUCCCCGUGGCUGCAGGCCCUGCUAAAGGUUUAUGACUGCCUCCAGGAGUUUAAAGAAAAGAAACUUGUACCCGCCACACCCCACGCACAGAAGUUAUCCUGCGAGGUAAUAGAGCUGUUACGUGACAUCCCUAAUUCCCCUGAGAUCCAGGAGCUAAGACAAAUUCUCCAGGCUCCGCACUAUAAGGCCUUGCUCAGUGCCCACGACACAGUAGCUCAGAAAGAUUUUGAGCCCCUUCUUCCUCCACUACCGGACAAUAUCCCUGAGAGCGAGGAGGCGAUGAGGAUUGUUUGCUUGGUGAAAAACCAGCAGCCCCUGGGAGCUACGAUCAAGCGCCACGAGAUGACAGGAGACAUCCUGGUGGCCAGGGUCAUCCAUGGAGGGCUGGUGGAGAGGAGUGGGCUGUUAUAUGCUGGAGACAAACUGGUGGAAGUGAAUGGAGUCUCUGUUGAGGGACUGGACCCUGAGCAAGUGAUCCAUAUUCUGGCCAUGUCUCGCAGCACAAUCAUGUUCAAGGUGGUUCCAGUUUCUGACCCUCCUGUGAAUAGUCAGAAGAUGGUUUAUGUUCGAGCCAUGACCGAUUACUGGCCACAGGAGGAUCCCUCCAUCCCCUGCAUGGACGCCGGAUUGCCUUUCCAGAAGGGAGACAUUCUCCAGAUUGUGGACCAGAAUGAUGCCCUCUGGUGGCAGGCCCGGAAAAUCUCAGACCUUGCUGCCUGUGCUGGGCUAAUCCCUUCUAACCACCUUCUGAAGAGGAAACAACGGGAAUUCUGGUGGUCUCAGCCAUACCAGCCUCAUACCUGUCUCAAAUCAAACACAUUGAUUUCUAUGGAAGAAGAUGAUGACAUGAAGAUUGAUGAGAAAUGUGUGGAAGCAGAUGAAGAAACAUUUGAAUCUGAGGAACUUUCAGAAGACAAGGAGGAAUAUGUUGGCUCUGAUCAAAAGUUCUUUAUUGCUGGUUUCCGCCGCAGCAUGCGCCUCUGUCGCAGGAAGUCUCACCUCAGCCAGCUGCAUGCCACUGUGUGCUGUACUGGCAGCUGCUACAGCGCAGUGGGUGCCCCUUAUGAGGAGGUGGUGAGAUACCAGCGUCGCCCAACAGACAAGCACCGCCUCAUAGUGCUCGUGGGACCUUCGGGCGUUGGAGUCACUGAGCUGAGAAGACAACUUAUUGAAUUCAAUCCCAACCAUUUUCAGAGUGCUGUGCCACAUACUACACGUUCCCCAAAGAGUUAUGAGAUGAAUGGGCGUGAAUAUCACUAUGUGUCAAAAGAAACAUUUGAAAACCUCAUGUAUAGUCACAGGAUGCUGGAGUAUGGUGAGUACAAAGGCCACCUGUAUGGCACUAGUGUGGAUGCUGUUCAUGCUGUCCUGGAUGAAGGAAAGGUCUGUGUCAUGGACUUAGAGCCUCAGGAUAUUCAGGUGGCUCGAACCCAUGAACUGAAGCCCUAUGUCAUAUUUAUAAAGCCAUCUAACCUGAGUUGUAUGAAACAAUCUCGGAAAAAUGCCAAGAUUAUCACUGACUACUUUGUGGACAUGAAGUUCAAGGAUGAAGACCUACAAGAGAUGGAGGAUUUAGCCAAAAAAAUGGAGACACAGUUUGGCCAGUUUUUUGAUCAUGUGAUUGUGAAUGACAACUUGCAAGAUUCAUGUGCCGAGUUGUUGUCGGCAGUACAGAAGGCUCAGGAAGAGCCUCAGUGGGUACCAGCAACAUGGAUUUCCACUGAUGCUGAGUCUUAAUUGGGUCUCCUGCUUAAAACUGAAGUUUUAAUAUUGUACCCUUGUUACAGAGAUCUGAUGUGACAGUUGCAAUCUCAAGCAGCAUUAUUUGACCCAUUAUAAUGUGUGUAACUUGUGAAGUGCUAUAGUUUAUUAAUCAUUCUUAUUUGAAAAAAAUGUAUGGUUAGAUAUAUUAUUGUAUGGUUCCAUGGAGUUACCUGUUUGGCUUUUAGGCAACUUUUUUGCUUUAUCUCAGAUGAAACAGUGGUAGGAAUAUGAAUUAUGUUAAGUCACUGAAUAUGAGAACUUUUCAUAGAUUUCAUAUGGUCUUUGUACGAUUCAGAUAAAAAGAGCUUU
Messenger RNA from Sciurus carolinensis (gray squirrel), 2282 nucleotides. It is a transcript of the gene Mpp4, whose product is annotated as MAGUK p55 scaffold protein 4. The coding region runs from base 39 to 1946 and encodes 635 amino acids. Gene Ontology annotation, cellular component: plasma membrane; adherens junction. Lineage: Eukaryota; Metazoa; Chordata; Mammalia; Rodentia; Sciuridae. The transcript is spliced from 21 exons. The record is from RefSeq and is a predicted model, not a curated record. Gene Ontology annotation, molecular function: protein binding.